AUGGAGAAGUUGCAGAUCGGCAACAUUCAAGGGAAGAAGAAGGGAGAAUCAGUCGUGGAGGCUCAGAUCAGCGAUUUAGGGUACGAUUGGGAGGGGCGGCCACCACAAAAACCGCCGGACUCAGAUCGUCACACGGUAGCGCACCGAGCGCGUACGGCGGCGGCGAAAUUAGAGACCCACGGCGCGCCGGCAUCGGGAAGGAGAGGGAAGGUUGUGGAAGGCGCACAACAUCUCACCGCAAGAGAUGGGGAACGUCAAGAGCAAAACGGGUUGGGUAUAUUUUUCCUUUUAAUGGGCCUGGCCCAACAAGGAAAAGAAAUAAAAACCAAGGAGUUCUGCUCACUGCCAGCAAAAAGAAGGAAGGAAAAGAAUAUAGUGGAUUUACUAUUUAACAUAGAGCACCAAGGCCCAAUAGAAUUCCACACAACCGGAUUUACGGGGUCGGGUCACACAGGAGGAUCCGAUUGGGACUGGGUCAAAGGACCAAAGGAAAACGGGUCUAUAGCAAAACCAGAAUUACCUGAGGAAGACGGUGAAGAAGUUGCAGAGGGAAACGUUCUUGCCAGAGAGGUAAACGAACAAGAAGAAGGUCAUGAUGGAGAGCUGAGUCUGAGGAAUUUUAACAAUCCAGCAGUGGCUAUGGUUGUUGCAGAGGUGAGUUUCUUUUCUGGAACGAGCUUGUAUCGGAAUCAGAAGCCUGGAGGCAGCCCCCCCACACGUAUAUGCCAGGUGGUAGUGGCAUCCAUGAGAAAGCACAGAUUUCAAUCACCUGAGAAUGUCAAAUACAACGAAUUUGGGACAGAGGGUAGGUCUCGUGACAAACUUUUUGGUCUUGUGACUUCAAGAGAUGAAAUUCCAGAGCUAUGGAAGCUUGAUGAAGUGAUAGAUCUUAGGGCUCCUAGAGGCAGUAAUAAGCUUGUUCCUCAAAUCAAGGAAUCAACAAAAGUUCCUGUUCUUGGACAUGCUGAUGGAAUUUGUAGUGUAUAUGUUGACAGGUCUGCUAAUAAUAAUAUGGAAAAGCAGACUGUUAGGGAUGCAGAUACUGAUUACCCCGCAGCUGGCAAUGCAAUGGAAACUCUUCUGGGACACAAGGGACUGUCAUGUAUUGGUGGACUUAAUGAGCUCACCCUUGAACUCCAUCGUGAAGGUGUUCAGCUGUUUGGCAGAACAAAAGCCAGUGCCUUGCUAAAAAUUUCUGAGACGAGCACUUUUCAUCUUGAGGACAGCUCAAUUGCUUGCACGGUUGUAAUUGCAGAAGGUGUGUCUGCGGCCAUUGACCACAUCAAUAACCAUGGAAGUGCUCAUACUGAAUGCAUGGUUACAGAAGACUCUGAAUUGGCUGAGACUUUCAUUAGACAAGCUGACAGUGCUGCUGCAUUCCACACUACAAGCACACGAUUUGGUGUUGGGCGGGUUCUGGGUAAUACUUCAUCACAGGAUCUACGAAUCAUUGCAAAUCUUCAUUGUUUGGUUCCCAACAUAUGUGAAGCACAAGAGAUGAACCUUUUUGUUCUCAGGGUCCUGGAAUACUUGCAAAUGGAUCUAUCUAAUUUGCUGCCUGGGUUUUCGUUUGCUUCUGAUGUUCCUAAAGCUGCCUCUGUCAGCAAGAAUCUACGCCCUUUACUAAGUUAUGCAGAAUCUUUGAUUACGAACUUUCUAAAUGAGGAGGAUGUACAUCUUCUAAGGGUGUUGCUUGGCGAAUCACAAUCAUUAUUCACUUCUCCUGGCAUUGGGAGAAAUGAGGUUCAGGAUAACGAAUUGGAAGAGUUAUCUUGGGAUAAGUUUUCUCAACUCGUCAACAAACAUUAUCAGGAGGCUCAUAGUGUAGUGCGAUGCUCAUCACUUAUACAAGAAGAACCUUCUGUACUUGGUAAGAAAGGGGGCAAGUUGAAGGAGAGAAUGUCUGAGACUUCUUUAUGUCCAAGCACAGGCCAGUUCGAUGAAGCUACUUGGGAAGACAACAUCACUAUCAAGAGUCAAUUCCCAUCUUUCAACCUUGAGGACAAGGUUGAUCUUUCAGCAGGUGGUAUUGUUAGGCCCUGGGAUUUCCAAGCAGGCCCAAAUGUCACUAAGGAGCCUUUGAUUCAUUAUUCAACCAAGGAAUAUGGAUAGUGCAUUCUAGAAGGGGCAAAGUGGGGAUUACUAGUAACUCCCUAACAGAAUAGAGAGAGAGAGGAUUAUGAUUGUAAUGGCCAUCUAACAAUAUAAAGGGAGGAAGGAAAGGUUGAGGGGGUAUCUUGA
This is a messenger RNA of Lotus japonicus, 2241 nucleotides long. RefSeq lists its product as uncharacterized. The transcript has a single exon. Bases 1 to 2112 code for a protein of 703 amino acids. Gene Ontology annotation, molecular function: glutamate-5-semialdehyde dehydrogenase (NADP+) activity. The record is from RefSeq and is a predicted model, not a curated record. NCBI's taxonomy places the organism in Eukaryota, Viridiplantae, Streptophyta, Magnoliopsida, Fabales, Fabaceae.